Molecule: messenger RNA, 3771 nt
Organism: Euleptes europaea (tarantolino)
Lineage: Eukaryota; Metazoa; Chordata; Lepidosauria; Squamata; Sphaerodactylidae
Molecular function (GO): protein binding; zinc ion binding
Source: RefSeq, a predicted model, not a curated record
AUGGCGGCGGAGGGACCCCUGAAGGAGCUCCGCGAGGAAGCCUCUUGCGCCGUCUGCCUGGACUUCUUCAGGGACCCCGUCAUGAUCCCCGAGUGCGGCCACAGUUUCUGCCGAGGCUGCCUGACCCGCAGCUGGGGGGCGUCGGGGGCGGAGGCUUCCUGCUGCCCCCAGUGCAGAGGGCGAGCGCAGGAGGGGACCCUCCGGCCCAACCUUCAGCUGGGCAACUUUGUCCAAAUAGCCAAGAAACUCAGUCCUUUGGAAGGGAAGGAGGAGAAGCGAAAGGGGCAGAAGCGAAAGGGGCGUCUGCGAGCAGCACCAGGAGCUCCUGAGGUUUUUCUGCAAGGAGGACGAAGCCCCCCUCUGCGGGGUCUGCCGCAGAUCCGAGGAGCACCAAGAUCACCAGGUGAUUCCUCUGGAGGAGCCUGCCGGAGAGAAGAAGAAGCCAUGGCGGCGGAGGGUCCCCUGAAGGAGCUGUGCGAGGAAGCCUCUUGCUCCAUCUGCCUGGACUUCUUCAGGGACCCGGUGACCAUCGCCGAGUGCGGCCACAGUUUCUGCCGAGGCUGCCUGACCCGCAGCUGGGGGGAGUCGGGGGCAGAGGCUUCCUGCUGCCCCCAAUGCAGAGGGAGAGCGCAGGAGGGGACCCUCCGGCCCAACCAGCAGCUGGCCAACUUUGUCCAAAUAGCCAAGAAACUCAGUCCUUUGGAAGGGAAGGAGGAGAAGCGAAGGAGGCAGAAGCCAAGGAGGGGAAUCUGCGAGGAGCACCAGGAGCCCCUGAAGUUUUUCUGCAAGGAGGAGGUAGCCCUCCUCUGCGUGGUCUGCACCUCAUCCGAGGAGCACCAAGAUCACGAGGUGAUCCCUCUGGAGGAGCCUGCCGGAGAGAAGAAGGGGGAAAUAAAACCAACGAGGUUCUUUUGUUUUUGGCAUCAGGCAGUCGUGGCAGCUAGAAAAGAGAGAGUUUGCCAGAAGCACCAGGAGCUGCUGAAUCUCUUCUGCAAGGACGAUGAAGCCCUCAUCUGUGCGGUCUGUGACCAGUCCCAGGAGCACAACGAUCACGAAAUCAUUCCUGUGGAGGAGGCUUCCCAAGAGUACAAGGAUCAGUUCUGCAAUUGUAUGGAUAUUCUGCGGAAGGAGAAGGAAAAAAUUCUGGCAUAUAAAGCCAGUAUAAUGAAGGAAAGCCAAGACCUAAUGAAGCAAACCAAAGGAGAGCGGCAGGAGACAGUGACCAAGUUCAGGCAACUGCAUAAGUUUCUGGAUAAGCAGGAGAAGCUUGUGCUGGCCCAGAUGGAAGAGCUGGAGAAGGAGGUGGCAAGAAACCGGGAUCAGCACCUGGCCAAACUCUCUGAGGAGCUCUCCUCUCUGAACAGCCUCAUCCGGGAGAUGGAGGAGAAGUGUCAGCAGCCGGCCAGUGAACUCCUUCAGGAUGCCAGAAGCACCUUGCAGAGGUAUGAAGAUAAGGAGACAUUUGAGGAUCCAGUGGCUUUUGCACUGAAGUGGCGUGUCUGGGAUGUAAAUCCUCUUUUGGAUGGUAUCAAGAAGCAGUUCAAAGACACUCUGGAUUCUGGACUUCAUGUGCAGAAAGCAAAUGUGACUCUGGAUCCAGACACGGCCUAUCCCCGACUCAUCCUGUCUGAGAAUCGGAAAAGCAUGAGAUGGGGAGAAAAAGCUCAAGCUCUGCCCAGCAAUCCUGAGAGAUUUGAAAACUGUGACAUUGUUCUGGGCCGGGAGGGAUUCACAGCAGGCCGCCAUUUCUGGGAAGUCGUUGUGGGAAGUGAGGAAGGCUGGCGUGUGGGGGUGGCCAGAAAGUCUGUGGAGAGGAAGGGAAGCAUCACCUUUAGUCCUGAGGGAGGGAUCUGGGCUGUGGGGAAGAGGGGGGGACGCUACUGGGCUGCCACAGAAGGCCUUUCCCUGAGUGGGGAGCCGAAGAGGAUCCGCGUCUGCCUGAACUACGCUGGGGGCCGAGUGGCCUUUUUUGACGCUGACCGAGGAUCCCUGAUCUACGAGUUCUCUGGAGCCUCCUUCCGUGGAGAGACCCUCCUGCCCUUCUUUCGGUUGUGGGGAAAAGCCCAACUCAAAAUCUCAGAAGGGGGACGCCCCGUCGUGGCUUUGCAAAGCGGGAAAACCAAACGGACUCUUUUGUUCUCCCUUCCCUUCCUCGAGGCAACCAUGGCCGCCGGGGGUCCCGUCCAGGAGCUGUGCGAGGAAGCCUCUUGCUCCGUCUGCCUGGACUUCUUCAGGGACCCGGUGACCAUCGCCCAGUGCGGCCACAGUUUCUGCCGCGCCUGCCUGACCCGCAGCUGGGGGGCGUCGGCGGCAGAGGCUUCCUGCUGCCCCCAGUGCAGAGGGCGAGCGCAGGAGGGGAGCCUCCGGCCCAACCAGCAGCUGGCCAACUUUGUCCAAAUAGCCAAGAAACUCUUCAAGAGGGAAAGGGGGGCAGAAGGAAAGAGGGGCGUCUGCGAGAAGCACCGGGAGAUCCUGAAAUUUUUUUGCAAGGAAGGCGAAGCCCCCGUCUGCAUUUUCUGGGACGUGUGCGAGGAGCAGAAAGACCACGAGGAAGAGGCUUUCCAAGAAAACAGGGUGAGUAAGAAAGCGGCAAUCGUGGCUGCUAGAAGAGGGAGAGUUUGCCAGAAGCACCAGGAGCCACUGAAGCUCUUCUGCAAGGAUGACGAAGCCCUCAUCUGUGUGGUUUGCGACAGAUCCAAGGAGCACAGAGAUCAUGAAACCCUUCCUCUUGAGGAGGCCUCCCAAGAGUACAAGGAUCGGUUCAGCAACCAUCUGGAGAUGCUGAAGAAGGAGAGGGAAAGAAUUGAGGCGUGUCAAGCAGACAUAUUAAAGGAAAGCCAAGACUUGCUCAAGGAAACCACAGGAGAGAAGCUAGUGACGGUAGCCAAGUUCAGAGAACUACGCUCGUUUCUAGAGGAACAAGAGAAACUGUUGCUGGCUCAGAUGGAAGAGGUGGAGAGGGAGGUGACAAAAACCAGGGACCAGCACUUGGACGAACUGUCAGAAAAACUCUCCUCUCUGGACAGCCUCAUCCGGGAAAUGGAGGAGAAGUGUCAGCAGCCGGCCAGUGAACUCCUGCAGGAUGCCAGAAGCACCUUGCAGAGGUAUGAAGAAAAGGAGGCAUUUGAGAAUCCAGUGGGUUUUUCUCUUUUACGGAAGUGGCACAUGUGGGACUUCUCCGAUCUAAAUCUCCUUUUCAAGGUCAUCAUGAAGCCAUUGAGAGACACUUUGGAUUCUGGAUUUCACCUGCAGAAAGCAAAUGUGACUCUGGAUCCAGACACAGCCCAUCCCCAACUCGUCCUGUCUGAGGAUUGGAAAAGCGUGAGAUGGGGAGAAAAAGUUCAAGCUCUGCCCAGCAAUCCUGAGAGAUUUGAAAGAUAUCCUGCUGUUCUGGGCCGUGAGGGAUUCACAGCAGGCCGCCAUUUCUGGGAAGUCCUUGUGGGAAGUGAGGAAGGAUGGGCUGUGGGGGUGGCCAGAAAGUCCGUGAGGAGGAAGGGAUAUUUCUCUUUUAGUCCUGAGGAAGGGAUCUGGGUUGUGGGGAAGUGGGAGGGACACUACAGGGCUUCCAUAAAAGACCGUGAGCCUCCCCUGUCCAUUAGUGGGGAGCCCAAGAGGAUCCGAGUCUGCCUGAACUACGCUGGGGGCCAAGUGGCCUUUUUCGAUGCUGACCGAGGAUCCCUGAUCUACGAGUUCUCUGGAGCCUCCUUCUCUGGAGAGACCCUCCUGCCCUUCUUUCGGGUGUCUAAAAAAGGCCACCUCAAACUCUCUUAA